This is a messenger RNA of Oryza brachyantha (malo sina), 1542 nucleotides long. Its product is annotated as abhydrolase domain-containing protein C22H12.03. The record is from RefSeq and is a predicted model, not a curated record. The transcript is spliced from 13 exons. NCBI's taxonomy places the organism in Eukaryota, Viridiplantae, Streptophyta, Magnoliopsida, Poales, Poaceae. Bases 32 to 1234 code for a protein of 400 amino acids.
AGCUCGCUUCGCUCGCUCUCCCGGUGAUCUGAUGGCGGCGGCCGCGGCGGCGGGCGGCGCGGCGCCGCCGCGCGUCCUCUCCGCGGAGACGAGGAGGGAUCCGGUCGCCGUGGGGCUCUCCCCGUGGCGGCGGGGGAGUAGGGUUCGCGCCUCGCGCCUUCGCAUGGAGAAUGUUUGCCAUGGCCAGCUGAUAUCGACUAAUAUCAAUUCGAGGUCAUUUCUGGGUAGUCCAUGCCGUUGUGCUCAGAUGGCAGUGGCCAACACAAGUAUUGCUUAUCAACCUGAUGUUGACAGGCACAGUGGAGUUCUGGCCUAUGAACUGGUUCAAGGGAGCCUUGUGCAAUGGAACUCAUUUAUGGACAAAUCAGUACCUGAUCCACCAACAGCUGUUCUCCUUCACGGCAUCCUUGGGAGCAGGAAAAACUGGGGAUCUUUUGCAAAGAGGCUGGCUCAGGAAUUUCCAAUGUGGCAGUUCCUCUUGGUUGAUUUGCGUUGCCAUGGAGAUUCAACGUCAAUUAAGAAAAGAGGACCACAUACCGUUGCCUCGACUGCUCUUGAUGUUCUAAAGCUGAUAGUGCAGCUCAGGUUAACUCCACGGGUGUUGGUUGGUCACAGCUUUGGUGGAAAAGUGGCUCUGAGUAUGGUAGAACAAGCUGCAAAACCGCUUGCACGUCCUGUUAGGGUAUGGGUUCUUGAUGCUACUCCUGGCAAGGUUCGUGCUGGGGGAGAUGGCGAAGAUCACCCUGCUGAACUUAUUGAGUCCCUCAGAAGAAUGCCUAUGCAGGUUUCUUCAAAGCAAGAAGUGGUGGAUGCUCUAGUUAAAGAACAAUUUUCUAUGGAUGUUGCACGGUGGGUGGCAACAAAUCUCCGACGAAGCAGUCCAUUAGGGUCACUAUCGUCUUCAAGCUUCUCAUGGAAUUUUGACCUAAAUGGCAUCUCUGACAUGUACAAGUCCUAUGAAGAGACUAACUUAUGGGGGAUUGUAGAGAAUGUACCAAGGGGCGUUCAUAUUAAUUUCCUUAAAGCCGAAAGAAGUUUGCAUAGAUGGGCUCUUGAAGAUCUCCAGAGAAUUCAUACUGCUGAGGAAUUGGCCUCAGAUGAGGGUGGAGGAGUGGAAAUGCAUGUGCUUGAAGAUGCUGGACAUUGGGUGCAUGCAGAUAACCCUGAUGGGCUAUUUAGAAUUCUUUCGUCAACCUUCCGCAUCGAGACUACCAUAAGAGGGAUGCAGAAUUGAGAUGCUGAAGUUCCAAAAAUAUCUGCUGCAGUACUAUUGUAUGUUGGUAGGGGUAGGCGAUGACAUGAAGAGAGAAGACACAUGAAAGGCAUCACAAACUUUUAUUCAGUUUUGUAGAAUAUGACGAGCUGGAGAAACCUCAGCGAGGGGUCAAUCUAACUGCCAACAUUGUUGUGUGUGGGUCAUUUGUUCAUUCAUUCGAUUCAUCGAUCUUGUAUGUAACAUGGCUGCCGACUGCAGUUAUACUGUUCUUCGUGGAAAAACCUGUAAUUAUGUUCUCAUGCAAUGAACAGAUGUGUAGUUACAAA